Molecule: messenger RNA, 4753 nt
Organism: Armigeres subalbatus
Lineage: Eukaryota; Metazoa; Arthropoda; Insecta; Diptera; Culicidae
Gene: dally
Product: division abnormally delayed protein
Exons: 8
Coding region: 1211-2974 (587 amino acids)
Biological process (GO): positive regulation of canonical Wnt signaling pathway; cell migration; regulation of protein localization to membrane
Cellular component (GO): plasma membrane; extracellular region; cell surface
Source: RefSeq, a predicted model, not a curated record
CGUUCAGAAUUUUCAUUCCUCAGUUCAUUCCGGGCACUUGUUAUGGUUGGUUGUACCGUUUGAGCAGUGUGCAUGUGAGGUUCUACUCGUUCUGUUCAAGGGAUAGAAGGCUUAUUAGAACUAAGUCAGUGAGAACGACGGGAAACACUGGUUGUGCAAGAGGAAAGGAUUGAGUUUUCCGCUGUGGAAUCAUUCCGGUAGGGAAAUAGGUUUUCCCUUCUCUUACGAAGCAUAAACAGUGGGUGGCGAGGUCGCACAGGAAGAGAAUUGUUUGUUACGAGCUGAGAACUGUGUCCAAGGUGCCUUGACUGUCCCGGUUCAAAGGUCAUAGAAUCCAUAAGCUGAUUGAACGAUGCAUGGAGAUGCCCGGUGGUUACUUCGUAUCUGUUAAACGCAUGGAUACACAGAUCUGAUGUGCGAAUUGCCUGCUGUUAUGACCAGAUCUAGCGGCCAUUUAUUAUUCGUUCGUUUUCGCGAAUUUGUGGCAGCUGUACGUUCACUGUAGUGGUACCUAUCUGCGCCCACAAAAAAAGAUUCGCGAAAGGAGAGCAAAAUAGAAGGCGAGAGUGCGAUGAGUGUUUAGUUCAUGGGAAAGUUAGAGUACUAGAUGGUAUAGGUCGGGCUGGGGCGUGAAAGGCGGAAAGCUCGAAGGGAGUGAGUUUGGGCCGUCUAAUAAAAAUAAUACAUAAUCGUGCGAGGGAGAAAUAAGAAGAGAGUGUACAUCUGUGUUGAGGCAAAUCGCGCGAUAAGAAACGCGUCAAGUGUCUGUCCAGGUUUGUUUACAGUUUUUUGCGCUUUGGCCUUUUCAAGAGGGAGCACCCAGCGCGUGCAUGUCUGCGCCAGUGUAUUUUUAUUUCAUGCAGCCAGAACGGGAAUCGCUUAAGUGGUUGACAAUCUGAGGGUGAAGGGCGGAAAAUAUUGCGAGGAAAAUCAAGCAAAGUGUAUCGCCUUACGAGAAACUCAGAAACGUGUGACGAAUUUCGAACGUGUGUAACGUUUUUCCGAGAAAAUAUGUGCACAAAACGAAAAUAUUUGUUAUUUUGAUAGCACGUUUCUGCCAGGGAAAAAAGGGGAAAAAGAAACGACCAGACACCGAUAGAUUGUCACUCUCGCAAAUUUAUCGCUGACCCGUUUCGCCAAAGUAUAAUGAGCAUCUUGUGAGUGAGUUUGAAGAGUCGGUUCAACGUUUGUGAAGAAAUUCAAAAAGAAAAUGCAUCGCUCACGUGGAUUAGCCUGCAGCCAGAAGAUGUCGUGGGUGGCGAUCCUGUUUUGCGUGUUUGCCUUCGCGUUCGAGCUGGGACCCACCGGAGUGGACACCAAGAGUGUCGAGCAGCAGGAACUACCCAACUGUGAUCACGUUAGCAGUUUCUUCUCGUCGAUCAACGUAACAAUCCAGCCGGCAAACAAAAAUCAAGGCAAUGUUUGCGGUGGGUCCUGCUGUGAUAACCAAGUGGAAAGUCAGCUGGAAGCGAAGGCGACGAAAAACUUCGAACGACUAGUCAAACAUCACACCCGUAGCCAGCGGGGGCACUGGGAGCAGACUGCCGACAUGUAUCGGGAUUACCUGUUGCAGCUCUCCCAUCAAUCCGAGAAUAAGACGCUCAACUUGUUCUCAACCGUAUACCAAAAGAUGUCCCCACUGUCGCGGGACCCCAUCAAGGAGCUGUACGGCACCAUUCGGAAUCACCUGACGUCGACGUCGCACUCCGACGAUCUGGAGCUAGUCACCGACAAAUUCUUCCGGGAUCUGUUCCCGGUGGCAUAUCACCACAUGGUGGUCCACGCCGACAAAGAUGUGGAUUUCCAUAAGGAUUAUAAAAAUUGUCUCACGCACACGUACGACGAAUUGAAGCCUUUCGGCACCAUUCCACAGACACUGUCCAGUUCGUUGGUGGCCAGUGUCAGUGCGGCUAGCGUGCUGUUACGAGUGCUGCGGGAAGGGGCUGAAGUACUCAACAAACUGGACGACCUGGGAACGGAAAACCUACAGCCGUCCUGCAAAGCAGCCCUGCUGAAAAUGAAUUACUGUGCUACCUGUAAGGGACGUAACCAUAACCACGCGAAACCUUGCGCUGGUUUGUGCAAAAAUGUUAUGAGGGGAUGUCUGAUGCAGUACAUUGGAGUUCUGAAUCAGUAUUGGUACACAUUCACUGAAGCCAUCCUUCCUCUCAUAAAUACAGUUCGCUCGGCCGAUGGAAUCGAAUCCGAGAUCAAAGCCCUGGAUGCAAAGCUGUCCAAUGCCAUUAUGCAUGCGAUGGAAAAUGGGCCCCAGCUCGAAUUGAAGGUCAAGAAGGCGUGCGGAAUGCCCUCGCUAAUGCACACCGAUGCGCUGGCCGGGGCGUACGAAGCAACGGCGCCCAACGCACUGAUGCAGCACAACAAGUGGAUCCUGGCGCCGAACAACGAAAUGCUACAGUUCGAGAUGACCAUCGACAAGAAUAAGGAUCUGUUCAUGCAGCUGUCCUCGACACUCUGCGACGAUGAAGAGUACCACAACAAAAACGAGGACUGCUGGACCGGUACCCACUACGGAGAUUAUACACACGAUACUGCACCCACAAUGUCGCAGAAAUACAACCCUGAAGUGCCAUACAGUAGCAGCAGCGAGCAGUCCUUGCAAGACAGUCGGUUACGUUUGUUGAUCGAUACGUUGAUCAACUUGAAGAACGCUGCAACGAAGGCGAUUUCCAGCAUCGCCUUCAAAAAUGACCCUGAAAAAAUGCUAGCUGAUAUGGCGGAAGGUUCUGGCGACCAUUACAGGGAAGACUACGACUCCCACGAAGAUGAUGAGUACGCAGAGAACGGUUCUGGAUCAGGAGAUGGUCAAGGCGAAGUCCGGGUGGAAGUUGAUUCCAGCAAUAUCACACCAACGACUGACAAACCAAGUAAUUCCAACCGAAUCUCAACAUCGAGUAUACUGCUGACAUACUCGGUGGUGCUGCUGGCAGUGCUAUUCGGCUCCAGCAGUCACUAAUGCACCACCUCCGGUGCUACCAGGCAAUAAUGAGCCACUCCUCGCCCUGGAGGGCACGCUUUUUCGUACUCGUUGUCUUCUUUCGUCUCAUUAACUACUUCAUUCAGGAAAAUCGCGCAGAAAACCACACGCACAUGUCCUUUCACCCAGGUGUAUACUCCGGUGCGAAGGUAGUGCGUGUUUGUGUUCGCUUACGCGUUAAAGUCAAACCGUAGGAUUGUAAAGUUAUAAGUAGUUUACUAGGAAAUAACAAAUCUAUUCGUAUAGCACUGAUGUAAAUCAAUUGUACAUGCAUGCGCCCCUGGUUGUCAGCCAGAGAGGGCUAAUAUGGGGGAAAGCCUUUGAAUGCAUUCCGCAUUUGAAUGUGUUUCCGAAAUAUGAUUUCAAUCAACCGCGAAUCCUAAACUAACGAACGCAGAAAGCAAAAGAAAGCUCAAGCAAUAACUUGAUACUCUUCGUUCUAGUUACUCAAAACAUUCGUGAAAACAAGUAUACUAAAGCUGCUUGCGUCUCUAAAUUGUUUUAUUUUUCGUUCUUUCAUUUAGUGUAAUGAGUCACAAAUUGUAAAAGUGUACAAAUUUUACCAAGCAUAGAAAGCAAAACCAAUAAUUCUAAUCUCAUUUAAACCCUACUUGCUGAGGAGCUAAGUUAGGUGCUUUAGGCCAAGAAGAAAGCUUAAUUUAAUUAACUAAAAUCCCCGCUUAUUAGAUUAACGAACAAGUAACGCAUUCAGAACAACCAUGUCGCCAUAUUUAAUUAAACGAUAACACACAAUACCCUUAGUUAGGUAACGAACGCAAUCAGAUAUCAGUCCCGAUAAACCCAUAUACUUUUUAAAACGUCGUACUGAGCAAUAUAACAGCUGCAUAUAGUUUAACCAAUCCCUUCCUGUUUUCCCUCUUGUUGUUCCCAAUUGCACUCUAAUCAGCAAAGUUUAACCGUAGUUAGAAGACUUUUCAAUUAAAUAAACCAGAGCAACUCUUUAAAUUUUCAGUUUAUGAGAUAAAAAAAAUCUAUGCUAGUGGACCCAAUUGUAAAUACUCCCCGAUUCUAUUCGUGCUAAGCUAGAGCGAGUGAUGGUAUGAUUCGAAAUGAAAAUAAAACUUUGCUAGUUAACACACGCUAGUUAUGUAUAAACAAGAAAGUCGAACGCGCACCCAACCAAAAAUGAGUUGGGUGGCUGAGUCAUUCGAUAAAAAUGGAAGUGUGGAGCCUAAAAGGAAGCCCAUUUUCAUUUUAACCAAAAAAAAUAAGACAUUCAGAGGGAUAACUCGCUAUUGUCGACGUAAAAAGUAUUAAUAUAUGGUGCCCGGUGCUCCUAGCGUUUACUUUUUGCUGCACAUUUUUUGACCCCAAAAAAAAUACAAACCUAUAUUGUACUGAAUGUGAGGCUUCCUAAUUCUAUCGUAUUUUUCAUAUGAUUUCUGCUAGAACCAAUGUCUUGUUUCAUAUCUGAUUCAUUAUCAAUUUGAAUUGGGAAUAAAACUAUAAAUCGAAAUUCAAAUCCGCUUUUAAACGGAAGCCUCACUAUUUCAAAGUUAGUUAAAUGAAUUGAAGAUUACUUAUUUGGUAUGCUUUUGAUCUAUUUUAAAUUCAAUCGAAAACUAAGAUCUUGGAAUUGUUUCAAAUCAGAGAUAUCAAUUUUGUUCUAAUGUAUUGAAAUAUCUUCCAAAUGAUGUCAUGUUUAUGUUCCGAUUGCAAUCAAUAUCUGGAAAAAAAUUUCCUAAAUAAAAAGUUUGAAUUGGGUGGCUACUCCGAUUCCAUUAUCAUCAAAACGAG